Molecule: messenger RNA, 4386 nt
Organism: Hansenula ciferrii
Lineage: Eukaryota; Fungi; Ascomycota; Saccharomycetes; Phaffomycetales; Wickerhamomycetaceae
Gene: GEA2
Product: Arf family guanine nucleotide exchange factor GEA2
Exons: 1
Coding region: 1-4386 (1461 amino acids)
Biological process (GO): regulation of ARF protein signal transduction
Molecular function (GO): guanyl-nucleotide exchange factor activity
Source: RefSeq, a predicted model, not a curated record
AUGCCACCCUCAACAGAUCAACCCACAAGUGUCCUCAAAACAAAUGCUCACAUAGCUAUUGAUCCAGUCACAGUUGUCAUCAAAGAAUGUUUACUGAUAUCAUCAUCCAUGAGAAAGACAUCCAAGUAUUCCCAAUCAGGGGUUGCCGCCAUUUUAGGAAAUGGAGGAAGUGAGCUGUUCAGUGAAGAUAAUGAAACUGCUAGAUUUGGUCUCGGUUCAAAUACCAAUGGACCAACAAACAAUUCUAUAAAUGAUCCUUUAUUAUCUGGAUUUAUACAAUUGAGAUUUAUGUUAAACAGUGCCCAGGACUUGCAAGAAAUUGACUCAUUGACAUUACUUCAACCUUUCUUGUUGGUGAUAAAGUCAAGUUCAACAACUGGUGCAAUCACAUCACUAGCGUUGGAUUCAUUAUCGAAAUUCUUGAGUUAUAACAUCAUUUCAUCAGAAUCCAAGAAUCUUCUAUUCACAUUAACACAUAUUAUCAGUUCCCUCACACAUUGUCGUUUUGAAGCUUCUGAACAGUCGUCUGAUGACGCCGUGUUAUUAAAAGUUCUUAAUUUGCUUGAGACCAUAAUCAAUUCAGAGCUUGGGGAUUUACUAUCCGAUGAAGUUAUAUAUGAGGUUGUGCAGACUUCAUUAUCGUUAGCAUGUAACAAAAGAAGAAGUGAAGUAUUGAGAAAAGCUGCAGAAUUAUCAAUGUACAGUGUUACAGUCAAAAUUUUUGGAAGAUUAGAUGCUAUCGAACCAGAGCAACAUCAUCAUGUUGUAGAGGAGACACAAGAUUACACAAAAAACCAAUUGGUUGAGUCCAUAGGUACGAAUGAUGAUGUUGGUUUAUCUAAAAAGUCAUUUGAAGUUACAAACCAAGGAAAUAAACCAUUUGGUCUUACUGCUGUGAAACAAUUUUUAGGUAUUUUGAUUUCAAUGAUUGCACCUGAGAAUCAAUUCAAACAUACAGAAUCAACGAAAGUUUUUGCUUUUUCAUUAAUAUCCACAGCUGUUGAAAUGACUGGGGAUAGAUUCUCAUCAUUUCCAAGCUUGUUGCACUUGGUUGCUGAUCCGGUCUUCAAGCACACAUUGAAUAUUAUUCAAAACGUCAACUCUUUACCAACUCUUCAAGCAGCUUUACAGCUCUUUACCACAUUAGCUCUCACUCUAGGUGAUCAUUUACAACCACAAAUUGAGCUAACAUUGAUUACAAUUUUUAAAGCUACAUUACCACAAGAUGAAACCAAGAAGAAACCAGCAGCAAGUGGUAAGUCCACCCCGGUUGAGCUUAAUCAAAAGUCUCUUUCAGCUAAAGAGCUCUUAGUGGAAGAAAUUUCAAUUCUCUGGACUAGAUCUCCAUCAUUUUUUAUUAAUUUAUUCAUCAAUUACGACUGUAAUUUUCAUAGAAAUGAUUUGACAGUGAGUUUUAUUAGCUUUCUAUCACAACUAUCUUUACCAGAAAGUGCAUUAUUCACAACAGAGAAUGUUCCACCGAUCUGCUUGGAGGGUAUUGUAUCAUUUGUUAAUAAACUCUAUGAGCAUAUCAAGAUUACUGAUAGAGAUGAUUUAAAAGAACCACAUGAAUUAUUUCUAAAGAAACAAAAGAAGAAAGAAUUUAUUGGUGCUACUUCGAUUUUCAACAAGAAACCAAAAGAUGGUCUUAAGGCUUUAGAAGAUAAAGGAUUCAUCAAGUCAGCUACUGAUUUGGAUGAGGUUGCGACAUUUUUCUAUGAGAAAUCAAGUAGAUUGGAUAAGAAGGUUUUGGGGGAAUUUCUUGCUAAACGUGAUAAUGUUGAUGUACUAAAGCAUUUCUAUUCCUUAUUUGACUUCAAAGGUUUAAGAGUAGAUGAAGCUUUGAGAAUAAUUUUGAAAACCUUCAGACUUCCAGGUGAAGCACAACAAAUUGAAAGAAUUGUGGAAAAUUUUGCAGGUAGAUAUGUUGAGUGUCAAAACUAUGGGCAAUUCAGCUCUGCUGUAAAUGAGGGUGCUAAAGAAGAAGAUAAUGAUGUGAAUGGGGAUUUCACGAAAGAAGAGAAACAAUCAGAAGAUAAUAUCGAAACAUCAAAAGCCUCAUUGGAAGUUAUAGAUGUUGUUUCAGAUGAAAUCCAAGAACCAGUUGAGCCUGAUGAAGAUGCUGUUUUUGUUUUGAGUUUCUCAGUGAUUAUGUUGAAUACUGAUUUACACAACCCAAACAUCAAAGCGCAUAUGACUCUUGAAGAUUAUAAAAAGAAUUUACGUGGUGUGUAUAAUAAAGGUGAUUUCCCUGCUUGGUAUUUGGAGAAAAUAUAUCAAUCAAUUCAUGAUAAAGAAAUUGUUAUGCCAGAAGAGCAUCAUGGCUCAUCACAAUGGUUUGAUGACUCCUGGAACAAUUUAAUUGCUGCGAAUAUCUCAGUUACUGAUGAGUUUUUUGCAGUGGAGCAAUUCAAUGUUAACGAGAUUGCCAAAUUCAAUGAAGCACUAUUCCAAUCUGUUUUUGAUUCUAUUAGUGAUACAGUUUUCAAAAUUUUUGAAAUUGCAGUUGAUGACCAAAUUAUUACAAAAAUGAUGACCACUGUUGAUAAAUUAGCUCAAAUUUCUUCAUUCUAUGAUUUAAAUGCUUACUUGGAUAGAUUAGUUUUGAAACUAGCAGAGCUAACUAGCUUGACUGAACCAGCUCAACCACUUGAUACAUCAUCAAGAAUUAAAACUACAAGAAUUAAAGUUGAAGGUGGUGAAUCUGUUACUGUCAGUGAAACAUCUGUUGCUUUUGGUAAAGACUUUAAGGCUCAAAUCUCAACAGUGGUUUUGUUCAGAGUGUUAGGGAGAGAUUAUCAGAAACUUGGAGCUGGUAUAGAAAGUGUCUUCAAAAUCAUCUCAACAUUGUACCAAAAUGGGUUGAUUGAACCUGACUUAUUCCCUGAAUUCCAAUCCAAGUAUAAACUUGCUAAGUUACCAAAAAUAAGGCCUGAAGUUUCAUUAACUAGAUCAUCUGUUACGAAGGGUUUAUUCUCAACUUUUGCAUCAUAUUUGAAGGGAGAUGACGAACCAACAGAUGAACAAGUUGAAAACACAUUAUCCACAUUAGACUGUAUCAAAUCAUGUGGGGUUGAUAAAUUAUUUGAGAAUCCAAAUAUCACUUCUAGUAAUGAAUUUAGCAUUCUUCACUCUAUUAUUGCCGCGUUACCACAAGAGCAUACUCCAGAAAAUGAAAAUUCGUUUGAGCCAGAUGUGUUUUUCCAUUUAGAAAGUGCACUUGUGCUUACAUUAGAAUCAAAUUCAAGCUCACAAGAUAUUUCUAAAUUGAUUAGCUACAUUGAAAAAGUUGAAGCUAAUAAAGAAAAUAAAAGAUUGAAUCAAUCAAUGCGUUUGAGGUUAUUGACAUAUAAGUUGAUUCUUUUCUCUGGGUACACAAGCUCUGAUACCAAACCAAUUCAUAACACAAUCGACCAAAUCACAACUGUCGAUAGAACACUUUUGGAAAAGAAAUCAGCACAAAUAUUACAACCUUUGUUUACAUUAGCACAUUCAGGAUCAUCACACAGUGAUUCUGUUUUGACUUACGAAAACUUCUGGAAAGUGCUUAGAAACAUUGCUUCAUUAUCUCAAUAUUCAAAUGCAGUUUUUAUAUUUAUUGAAGGUUUAUUGAAAUCAUCACCAAAAUCCAUUACAAGUGUUAACUUCAUGUGGUUACUUGGACUGUUAGAUGAAAUUUCUUCAGUUGGUGCAAUUGGUGGUCAAUGGGAAUCCGAAUAUGAUAGUUUAGUUAAAAGUGGUCAUGUUGUUGAUAAGGAAAAUCCAUAUCAGGAGAUUGUUCAAUUGUCAUUAAGAUCUAUAAGUUUAACAGCACUUCUGAUUGACAUUAAAGAUUCUCUUUCCAAGGAGGAAACAUAUGCGUUGAUUCAAGCAUUAGCACAUCAAUGUGUGAAUCCAUGUCAUCAAAUUAGAUCAUAUGCUUUAAGUUCUUUAGAAGAUACUGUCUUGAAAAUUGAAUUAACUGAUCAAGUCACUGCAGGUGGUAUUUUUGAUUAUGGUUUAAUUCCAUUAUUAAAUGAAGAUGUUCCAAAACGUGAUAUUUUGGGUACAAUUUCCAAAGUUUAUAUUCACUCUUAUAAAUUAAAGAAAGCAGAUAAUGAGAUUUUUUUGAAAAUUUUAGAUAUUUUCAAUCAAUAUUUAGAAGAUCCAGAGAUUGAAUCUGAAUUACAAACAUUGAUUUCAGAAAAAAAGAGCAUUGAUAAAGAAAAUGGAAUCGGUGGGACUGAAACACCUGUUGUUAGUCAAGAGGAGUUUAAAUCAGAAGAUCAAGCAAAAGAGCAAGUUACAAAGGAUGAAUUGAAAGCUAAUGAAACCGCAGAAGAGAAAGAAAACGAGGAAAAUGUUGAAGAACAAGAUGCCACAAAAUUAGAGAAUGACGUAGAGUAG